Prunus armeniaca (apricot) is the source of this 1002-nucleotide messenger RNA. The record is from the annotation of a GenBank genome assembly. NCBI's taxonomy places the organism in Eukaryota, Viridiplantae, Streptophyta, Magnoliopsida, Rosales, Rosaceae.
AUGCAUAUUGAGAAGAAUGUUUUCAAUAGUAUCAUUGGUACAUUGUUGGAGAUCCCUGGAAAAAAUAAAGAUGGGAUUGCUGCUCGGUUAGAUUUAUUGAACAUGGGGGUCAGAACUGAUUUGCAACCCGAGUAUGGACAAAGACGUACUCGAUUGCCUCCAGGGCUUUGGAAUUUGUCAAGAAUAGAGAAGAGAGCGGUUUGUAAUUCUUUCUAUGGUAUGAAGGUCCCUGAAGAUUCAAGACUUCUUGGACUUAAAUCUCAUGAUUGUUAUACCUUGAUGCAACAAUUGCUCCAUGUGGCAAUUCAUUCUGUUUUGGAACAGCCUGCAAGUACUUUCAUUCAAUGGCUCCACUUUAAGGUUCAAAGUGAACUUAAUGGGAAAAUGCAUAAUGGCAUAUCAAAAAAUUUGAGGUGGCUAGUAGUUGGUCCAAGCAUGGCAGUGCCAUCAUAUAGAAGCUAUCUUAUUAAUGGUGUUAAAUUUAACACCAAGGCACAAGAUGAUGUGCAAACUAUCCAAAAUAGUGGAGUUUAUUUACUUGCACAUACUAUGCAAGUUGCUAGUGCCAAUGAUAAAAACUCUAUUGUCUCCAAUAUGGGUUUUUAUGGUGUUAUUCAAGAAAUUUGGGACCUUGACUACCAAAAGUUUAGAAUCCCAGUCUUGAAAUGUGAUUGGAUAGAUAACACUUUGGGCCUUGUAGUCAACGAACUUGGAUUUACCCUUGUAGAUAUGAGUAAAAUUGAACAUAUUAAUGACCAAUUUGUUAUGGCUUCUCAAGUCAAACAAGUAUUUUAUGUUCACGACCCAAUGCAUCAUGGUUGGUCGGUAGUGUUAUCAAUGCCUAAUAGUGAAUAUAAUGAUGUUAUUGGUGAUGAUGUGCUAGGUGAUACUAAAAGUGAGUGUGAGCCAUUUACUAGAGGGAUACCAAAUGUUGACACAUUUGAUGACCUAGAGGGUGAGUUUGGGAAUGAAAAUAUUAGAGAUGGGUGUGAACAUGUAUGA